Prunus persica (peach) is the source of this 6255-nucleotide messenger RNA. RefSeq lists its product as uncharacterized. Gene Ontology annotation, molecular function: nucleic acid binding. The record is from RefSeq and is a predicted model, not a curated record. The coding region runs from base 1 to 6072 and encodes 2023 amino acids. Lineage: Eukaryota; Viridiplantae; Streptophyta; Magnoliopsida; Rosales; Rosaceae. Gene Ontology annotation, biological process: DNA integration. The transcript is spliced from 4 exons.
AUGAGGUCGCUGUUACUCUUAGGUGUUUUGUUUGCAGUUGUAACAAUUUUUUUCUUCCCUUUUGAGGCCCAUGCCAACAAAUUGGUUCCGAAAGAGGGAAGGAAAGAAAAGAUUGGCCAUCAUGUCCUAGUGAACGUCCAUUCUGGCAGAAAGCUAGAUGGUGAAAAUGAACAAACUGCGGAAAAUGGCGGCGGUGAUAGCGGAGACAACGAAGAUGGAGAUAGUGAGGACGGAGGCAAUGAAGAUGGAGCGAGUGAUGGUAGUGAGAACGGAGAUGGAGAGAGUGAUGGUAGUGAGAACGGAGGCAAUGAAGAUGGAGAGAGUGGUAGUGGUAAUGGAGGGAAUGAAGACGGAGAAAACGGUGGCAGCGGAGACAGUGCUGAGGGUGGUGAUAACGGAGGAGGUAAUGAGGAUGGGGAUAGUGCCGAGGGUGGUGAUAACGGAGGAGGGAAUGAAGAUGGGGCGAGUGGUGACAACGGGGAUAGUGCCGAGGGUGGUGAUGACGGAGGAGGGAAUGAGGAUGGGGAGAAUGGUGACAACGGGGAUAGUGCCGAGGGUGGUGAUAACGAAGGAAAUGAAGAUGAUGGUGGCGACGAGUGGUACUCUCGCAAAUUAAUACAAUCUUUUUGGCCUAUUUCAGAGGCUGUGAGAUUUGGGGUCUUUCGACUUCCUCUGGAGCAAAACAUAAUCAAAUGGACGAAUUUUGGAGUAAUUCCAGUUGGAGGACGUUCGUAUAUGCUGGGUCGUCGUUCGCAGAGUCACGAGCUUAUACCAUACGACCCUGAACUAGAGAACACACUUCGUUAUCUCCAUCGAGAUAAAAAUAAGCAAGAUACACUUCCAAUCAAGAUGGGAGACGAGUUGGAACUCAACAACCUCACCCGACCUUUGAAGGAUUUCACAGUUCCUAAAGCAUUGGACCAGCCGUCUUGUAUCGCAUAUCCAGCCACUACAACCACCUUUGAGAUCAAGAGUGGCACCAUUCACCUUUUGCCGCAGUUCUAUGGUAAGGCUGGGGAUGAUCCUCACAUACAUAUCAAGGAUUUCUUUGCCGUGUGCGCGACUAUGCACAAUGGAGGGAUUAGUGAUGAGGCAAUCAGAUUGCGUUUAUUUCCAUUCUCACUCAAGGAACGAGCCAAGGAGUGGCUCUAUUCUUUACCUAGUGCAUCUGUCACCACAUGGACAUCAUUGGCUUCCAAGUUCCUUGCAAAGUUCUUUCCAGCUCAAAAGACAAACCAUAUUAGGAAGGAGAUCAUGGGCGUGCAGCAACUAGAUGGAGAAUCAUUUCAUGAGUAUUGGGAUCGGUUUCAGAGACUCCUAGCUUCGUGCCCUCAUCACCAAAUUGAAGAUUGGCUACUUAUGCAAUACUUUUAUGAGGGAUUACUUGAUUCGGAGAGGAUGAUGGUUGAUGCUACUAGUGGAGGAGGUUUGAUGAACAAGAGUGCUACUCAAGCCAAGGAGAUGUUUGAGAACAUUGCAGCAAACUCUCAACAGUUUAAUUAUCGGAGAGCUCCCCCAAAGAAAGCAGGUGUUUAUGAGGUAAGUGCUAGUGAUAUUGGUCCUCAAAUAGCUAAUUUGACUAACCUUGUUAAGCAAUUAAUCCCUCAAGCACAAGUGUGUGCCGUGUGUGCUAAUCCCGGACAUCCUACGGAGUCUUGUCCAAGUUUGUAUGGUGAUGGAGAAGAGAUGGCUCAAGCACACUAUAUGCAGCAACAAAAGCCAAGAAACGAUCCAUUUUCUAACACUUAUAAUCCGGGAUGGCGGCAACACCCUAACUUUGGAUGGAAGAACAACCAAAAUGUGCAAACAGCCCCAGUUCGACAAAAUCAAUUUGUUCCUCAACAAAAUGCACCUGCACCACCUCAUGGGCAAGGUAAGUCUUUAGAAGAGUUAAUUAAUUCUUUGGCAUUAAGCACUCAGGGUUUUAUGCAGGAAACAAGGCAAACACAGGCACAAAUGUCUACAGCAAUCAAGAGCCUUGAAAACCAAGUUGGACAAAUUGCAGCCUCCUUGAGUCAAAGAGAGCCAGGAAAGUUUCCAAGCCAAGUAAUUCCAAAUCCUAAUGGAGGCCAUGACACCGCAAAUGCAAUUACUCUUCGAAGUGGAAAAAAGGUGGAAAAGGAUGACAAUGAGGAGAGAAAUUCAACCAAAACAGUGGCUGCCCCCUCUCCCAAGCUUACGGUUCCAAGUGACAACUCUAAGGUAAGUUCUCUUGUGAAUCAUUCAAUUACUUCAAAGGUUCCUUUUCCUCGUAGGUUUUUGAAUUCAAAAAAGGAGCAAGUUUCAAAGGAUAUCCUAGAGACUUUCCGAAAAGUGCAAGUGAACAUUCCCUUGCUCGAUGCAAUCCAACAAAUUCCAAGAUAUGCAAAAUUCCUCAAAGAACUUUGUACAAAUAAGAGGACGUUCAAGGAGCAUGAAACCGUGGCCUUAAGUGAAGAAGUCUCAGCCGUGCUAUUGCGUAAAUUACCUCCUAAACUAAAGGAUCCAGGGAGUUUUACUAUACCUUGUCUCAUUGGAAAUCAAAGGUUUGAACAUGCUUUAUUAGACUUAGGUGCUUCAAUUAAUUUGAUGCCUUUUUCUGUUUUUGAAUCUUUAAAUUUAGGUGAGCUUAAGAAGACUUCCGUGAGCAUACAAUUGGCUGAUCGAUCAAUCAAGUAUCCUAAGGGAGUGUUGGAAGACGUUUUGGUCAAGGUGAAUGAGCUAAUUUUUCCAGCUGACUUUCUAGUGCUAGAGAUGGAGGAAGUUCCUAUUCCUGGAAAAGACCUUCCAUUGAUUCUAGGACGUCCAUUCAUGAGAACAGCAAGGACAAAAAUUGAUGUGUAUGAAGGCACUCUCACAAUGGCAUUCGAUGAGGAAACCGUGGAGUUUAAGGUCUUUGAUGCUUUAAAAUAUCCUAAUGAUGAUCAUGCUUGUUUUUCCAUGGAUGUACUUGAGCAAAUGGUACAAGAAACAUUUAAUGCAUCACAAGAAGAGACACCAUUGGAGAGGGCACUCAUCCAAAGCCCCAAAACUGUGAAUGAAGAAGGGAACACAGCUGUACUUGAAGCUGUGAAUAUGCUUGAGGCCUUGCCUCCCCAAAGAGGUAAGUUUAACUCUAUUUUUGAGCCUCUUCCAUUAUCUACUAAUAAGCUUGUUCCCUCUAUUGUGAAGGCACCACAGGUUGAGCUAAAACCCCUUCCAGAGAACUUGAAAUAUGCAUAUUUAGGUGAUGAAAAGACGCUGCCUGUGAUCAUUGCUUCUAAUUUGAGUGCAUCCGAAGAAGACAAACUAAUUCGAGUUCUAAGGGAGCACAAGACUGCCCUAGGUUGGACCAUUGCAGACAUCAGAGGAAUAAGCCCUACAAAGUGCAUGCAUAGGAUCUUUUUGGAAGGAGAAUCGAAACCUACAAGGGAAGCCCAAAGGAGGCUGAAUCCGGUGAUGAAAGAAGUCGUUAAGAAGGAAAUUUUGAAGCUUUUGGACGUGGGAAUUAUAUACCCCAUUUCGGAUAGCAAGUGGGUGAGUCCCGUCCAAGUUGUUCCCAAGAAAUCCGGAAUUACCGUUGUGAAGAAUGAAGACAAUGAGUUGGUGCCUCAAAGAAUUCAAACGGGUUGGAGAGUAUGCAUAGAUUAUAGAAAGCUCAAUACCACGACACGUAAGGAUCACUUUCCGUUACCAUUUAUUGAUCAAAUGCUUGAGCGUCUUGCAGGUCAUAGUCAUUAUUGCUUCUUGGAUGGAUACUCCGGAUACAAUCAAAUUGCCAUAGCUCCAGAGGAUCAAGAAAAGACCACCUUCACCUGUCCAUUUGGUACGUUUGCUUAUAGGCGUAUGCCUUUUGGUUUAUGUAACGCACCUGCCACUUUUCAACGUUGCAUGAUGUCCAUUUUUUCUGAUAUGGUAGAGGAGAUAAUAGAGGUAUUUAUGGAUGAUUUUUCAGUUUUUGGUGAUUCAUUUGAUAUUUGUCUUCACAACCUCUCUUUAGUGUUGAAAAGGUGUCAGGAAUGCAAUUUAGUGCUCAACUGGGAGAAGUGCCACUUCAUGGUACAGCAGGGUAUUGUAUUAGGUCACAUUAUCUCUUGUAGGGGAAUUGAAGUGGACAAGGCAAAAAUCGACAUUGUGAGAAGCUUGCUGCCCCCCAAAACCGUUAAGGAGAUUCGGUCAUUCCUAGGACAUGCAGGGUUCUAUAGGCGUUUCAUCAAGGACUUUUCAAAAAUAUCAAGGCCCCUAUGUCGAUUGCUUGGCAAAGAUGUGGAAUUCGAGUUUAAUGAAGAGUGCUUGGCUGCAUUUAACAAGCUUAAGGAGCUUUUGACGUCUGCUCCCAUCAUGCAGCCUCCAGAUUGGAAUUUUCCCUUCGAGUUGAUGUGUGACGCCUCGGAUUAUGCAGUGGGGGCCGUGCUUGGACAAAGAGUGCACAACGUACCACAUGCCAUCUAUUAUGCCUCCCGGACUUUGAAUGAUGCUCAGUUGAAUUACUCAACUACAGAAAAGGAGUUGCUUGCUGUUAUUUUUGCUUUAGAGAAAUUUAGAUCAUAUCUUAUUGGCACUAAAGUAAUUGUAUUCUCUGAUCAUGCAGCGCUUAGGUACCUCCUCCAAAAGAAGGACACCAAGCCCCGACUGAUUAGGUGGACUCUCUUGCUUCAAGAAUUUGAUUUGGUGAUUAGAGACAAGAAAGGGAGUGAAAAUGUGGUGGCUGACCAUUUGAGUAGGCUGGCGCAAGGAUCCAAUGAAGAAGAGGACGUGCUUCCUCUACGUGAAAGUUUCCCCGAUGAGCAACUCUUCACCCUCGAAGCCAAGGACCCUUGGUACGCUGACAUUAUCAAUUAUAAGGCUUCAAAACUGAUUCCGAAGGAUCUCACUCGCGCUCAAAAGGAUAAGCUUGUAAAAACAAGUAGGUAUUAUGUUUGGGAUGAUCCAUACUUAUGGAAGUAUUGUCCAGAUCAGAUUGUUAGAAGGUGCGUGUCUGAAUCUGAAUUUAAUUCUAUACUUACCUUUUGUCAUUCAUCUGCAUGUGGUGGACAUUUUGGUACUAAGAAAACAGCCCUUAAAGUAUUGCAAUGUGGUUUCUAUUGGCCUAGCUUGUUCAAAGAUGCAUAUACUUAUUGUUCCACAUGUGAUAGAUGUCAAAGAACCGGUAACAUUAGCUCUAGGAAUCAAAUGCCUUUAACGCCUAUCCUUAUUGUUGAAAUAUUUGAUGUGUGGGGCAUUGAUUUUAUGGGACCAUUCCCUUCCUCUUAUGGCUUUAUUUACAUUCUCCUUGCUGUUGACUAUGUCUCUAAAUGGGUGGAAGCAAUUCCUACCCGGACUAAUGAUUCAAAAGUUGUUUUGAGUUUUGUGAAGGACAACAUCUUUUCUAGGUUUGGAACACCAAGAGCCUUUAUCAGCGAUGGAGGCACUCACUUUUGCAAUAGGUCAUUUGAGGCACUUUUAAAGCGGUAUGGAAUUACACAUAGGGUCUCGACACCUUAUCAUCCCCAAACAAGUGGACAAGUGGAGAUUAGUAACCGAGAAAUCAAGCAAAUCUUGGAGAAAACCGUGAGCCCUACGAGAAAGGAUUGGAGUUUGAGACUUAAUGAAGCAUUAUGGGCAUAUAGGACAGCUUACAAAACCCCCAUUGGUAUGUCUCCUUUUCGUUUGGUUUAUGGUAAAGCAUGUCACCUUCCGGUUGAACUUGAACAUAGAGCAUUUUGGGCAAUCAAGAAAUUCAAUUUCGAUAUGAAAGAGGCUGGAGAUGCAAGGCGACUCCAAGUGAAUGAAUUGGAUGAGAUGAGGAAUGAUGCCUAUGAGAGUGCACGGAUUUAUAAGGAAAAGACGAAGGCAUUUCAUGACAAAGCCAUUCAAAGGAAGACCUUUGAAAUAGGGCAGAAAGUCUUGCUCUUCAAUUCACGCCUCCGGCUAUUCCCAGGUAAGUUGCGUUCUAGAUGGUACGGUCCUUUUGUUGUUAUUAACGUUUUCCCUCACGGUGCAGUUGAGAUUCAAAAUGACAAGACGGGAAACAUAUUCAAAGUGAACGGACAUCGCUUGAAGCCAUACUAUGAAUCUUUUGAGCUUGGAAAAGAGAGCAUGCACGUGGAUGCACCACCCCCAUCUAUUGAUUAAUCAUCUAAAGAACAGCGUCUAGCUCACGACUAUAAAGAAGCGCUUCUUGGGAGGCAACCCAAGCAUUCUUAAUUUUUGUUUUCGUUUUUGUUUUUAGUUUAUGUGUGAUUUCUCGUAAAUUUUCAUAUUUUUGUUUUUGUUAUGUUUUGUGUCAUCAAACUAUGGAUUUUGUGUUCCAAAGAU